AUGAAGCGGGGGCCGCGCGCGCCUAAGAAGCGCGCGCCAGCCAAUCAGCGCCGCGCGCCGCCCAGCCUCCGCCCCCCAUUGGCCUGCCCGCGGCUCCCGGGCCGCGGACUCCGGACGCGCCCGCGGGCCGCCCCCCGCGCCCGCCCGCCCCCUCCCGGCGGCCCCUGCUGCCGACGUCCCCCCCGCCCCAGGACCCGCGCCCCGCGGCCGGCUGCUGCGCCCCCUUCUCCAGGCCCGCGUGGUCCCCCUACCCUCCGGGCCCUGCUCCCAGUAACUACCCUCCAACCGGGCUCCCUCCCCGGGAGCCUGGGCGCACCCUCUGGGUGUUCGGGUGUCCUCUCCCGGGGACCCCAGUCCGUCCACUCUCGGACCCCGCCUCCUUUACCACUGAACGUGGCCGCGGUGGUCCACCUACCUCCCCAGGCCGUCCCGUCCUCCAGCGGGGGCUCUGGCCAGACCGGGGGCCAGGGGGUCGGAGGACAGCUGCGGGUCAGGAGCAGCGAGGGGCAGGAACUCCAGGGCCCCCCCACCGACGGGCCGAACUGCUUGGGGCGAGGCCGUGCAGACCCGGACUGGCGCCGGCGCCGGCUCGAAGGAGACGCCUCGGGGCAGGAGGAGGCAUUUUUCUUCCUGGGGGGUGGGGUAAAGGAGCGGGGGGACAGGGGUGCAGAGCCCUGGGCCGAGGGAACCCGAGCGUCUCUGGCCCUUGGAGACACGUCUGCCCUGGCCGCCCGCCGCGCCUCCUGCUCCGGGGAGCGCGGGGCCGGGCUUCUCGGAACUCCGCUUCGCAGGAGAGGAGGCCGGCGCUCGCCGCGUAAGGCGCACCGGGGCCGGGAGCGAGAGCUCCAGGCCUUGAGCGCCGAGCCUCGGCUGCCGGCCGGGGCAGCUUACGAUUCAUCAACGCGUAAAACGCGAUCGCCGCGAAGCGUCCAGCCUGCCGUGCCUCCUCAGAGCCCGGCAGGGGCUUCUCAAAGACAACGCGGCACCGGGGACAAUCCCCGGUGUCCGGAAAGGCCGCCCCAUGGAGUUCAAACUCGGGGACCGAGCGCGGGAGGCCCCGGACUCGCAGGCCGGCCGCGAGGUGGUGAACGCCGGAGCCGAGCGGAAGCUUACCGCCGGCCGCGAUCCCAGCGUCGGCUCGCAGGGAGACGGUCGUUCCGAGCCUUCAGGAGAGCAGAGGCGACCCGCUGCACUCGGGAGGGCGGGAGGGCGGGAGCAGCGCUGGAGUUGGACGUGUGCCCCUUGUGCAUCUGUGAGAUCAGUGUGACCGAGGAGCUUGUGAUAGGGAGUGGGUGUUUCCAGGAGUCUGUGUACACGCUGCUGCCUGUCCCUGUGGACACACACAGGAGUGGGGCGAUUAUCGGAGCCCUUUCAGAGCGCGCACAACAAAUGCGCCCGCCAUCGAAAGCAUCAUUUACCACCGCAGAUCCGCGCGUUGAUGGGCAGGCAGAUAGCCGUCCGUGGGGGGCAUUCGGGCGCCCGGUGCGCGGGCCGCCGGCCUGCCUGCCUGCCGAGGGCACCCGAGUGUGUGUCCCCGGGUGUGCCCAGCGUGUGCAGAUGAGCAGGGCGGUGUGCCAGUGGGUGGGCACCGAACGAGCAGGGGUGUUGGCGUACCUGCGGGCACGUCGAACAAGUGUGAGAUGAAGAAGCGG
Cervus elaphus (red deer) is the source of this 1652-nucleotide messenger RNA. Its product is annotated as atherin-like. The record is from RefSeq and is a predicted model, not a curated record. The transcript has 6 exons. Bases 1 to 1644 code for a protein of 547 amino acids. Lineage: Eukaryota; Metazoa; Chordata; Mammalia; Artiodactyla; Cervidae.